AUGCAAACUCUCACCAGACUGGCACUCACAGCCCUACUUCUGGUCUCAUCAGCAACAUGCAUCUCAAGCUCAAAACCACCAGGCAAAGACGCCAUCCUACUAUCAAAUGUUCAAACCUUAACACUACGCGCCCACCGCAUGACAAGCGCUCGACGCGUCUCACCAAUCCCCCAACUCAGCUGUGCAGGCCCAUCAAAACAAAUAUGCAACCUCUACCAACCAGAAGUAAUGCGCUGCACAAACCAAGGUUACGACUACGACAUCGAAGACGUGCAGUGGACAUGCACCGCAGACCUACCGGUAGAAUUCAAACUCGGCGCAACAGAUGUCAUCUGCGAGGGAUACCGGAAUGCCGAUGAUAAAUGGGUGGUGAAGGGGAGUUGUGGGGUUGAGUACCGACUUCUCUUGACCGAGGCUGGGGAGAAAAGGUUUGGGAAGAAAGGCGGUGAUUCGGAGUGGGAUUGGAAUGGGAACCGGUCCGGGGGUGGUGUUCAGAAGUUCAUGGCUGUGCUCGGGGAUUUGAUAUUCUUCGGGUUCAUUGUUGCUGUUUUCAUUCUGAUCUUGUGGCCUUUGUUGUCGCAAUGUUUCGGGUGGGGGAAUCGGCGAGGUAGGGGUGCGGGGCCGGCGCCUGGGUGGGGCGGAGGUGGUGGUGGAGGUGGAGGGGGUGGAAAUGAUCCGCCGCCUCCGUACAGCAGUUUUGAUCCUUACAAAUCUGCUGGUCGUCAGCAGGGAUGGACGCCUGGUUUCUGGACUGGUGCGCUAGGUGGUGGUGCGGCUGGUUAUCAGAUGGGGAGAUGGGCUGGUAGUGGAUCACGCGGCGGAAUGCCAAUGGGCAGGUCUGGUGGAUAUGAUCCAGGUGAAGGUAGCUCUCGCUCGCCGCCGCAGUUCUCGUCUACGACUGCUAGUACUGGAUUCGGGUCGACCAGGCGUAGGUGA
Molecule: messenger RNA, 936 nt
Organism: Penicillium crustosum
Lineage: Eukaryota; Fungi; Ascomycota; Eurotiomycetes; Eurotiales; Aspergillaceae
Product: DUF1183 domain protein
Exons: 1
Coding region: 1-936 (311 amino acids)
Biological process (GO): regulation of store-operated calcium entry
Cellular component (GO): endoplasmic reticulum membrane
Source: RefSeq, a predicted model, not a curated record